CCAAGAGCCGCCCAUCCUUCCAUCCCUCCAAACUCACAGUCUGGAACAAACCUUUAGACUUCACCCAACCCAACCCAACUACACCCCCAAUCCCAAUUUUCAUCAACAGUUUCAAAAAAAAAUCGAGAUGGUCAAACCGCUCUCAAUAUUGCCCGUCUUUUCCGUCUUUCUUCCGCAGGUUCUUUCGCAUUCGUUUAUCAUCGCACUCGAUGGUGCAAACGGAGUGCAAUCUUCCGGCUUUGGUACUCGGCUUACCACACGGGGUCAAGUCCACCAAUACACCGGUAUCAUCACCGACAAGGAAAUCAAGGCUGGAACCGUAGGCCCAUGUGGUAAGAUUUUUGGCGGCGACAACUUUCCGCCGUUCGUGAUUGAUCCCCAUGCUGAAUUAGCCCGAGCCGAGGCCAACGGCGUUUCCACAGUCCAUAAGGAUGGCUCCAUUGUCAUGGGUGUCUUUGUCCACAACCCUGACGGCUCUGGACCAUUCAAAUGCGACUACUCCCCGGACGCCUCACUGUCCAAAUUCGAACCCAUGAACAUCACUGUUCAAAUCGAAGGUGUCGACGGUGUUAACCCAGCAGCCGAAAAUUACGUUUAUCCGUUAACCGCCGCCUUUUUCCCAAAUGCCACUUGCACUGGUGGAAAAGGCAAGGAUACCUGCAUUGUAAGAUGCCGUAAUCAACUUGGUUUUGGCUCGUGUGCCGCACUCAAAUUGGGUGAGGCAGCUAAGCGGGCCAAGCCCUCGCACCCCUCAAACUCAACCCAUGCUAACCACACGGCGGAAGGUGAGAAAGAAGGUCAUAAGACUGGCGCGAAUAACACGGCCGCCAAAAAUCAGUCCAACUCGGCACCUCUUCCUCCACCCCACGAGCCCAAACCAGUCAACCAAACCAACACUCCCCCAGUCGCCGAUCCUCCUGCUCCCAUCAACACGACGGUAGCCCCGCCUCCGCCAGCAGCCAGUCCUCCCAUAACGGCAGCCGUCGUCCAACCAGAGCCACCCCAGCCGGCCGUGAACCAGCCGGGAGCGCCUCAAUCGAGCCAAUUGACCGAUGGCCCCAACCCCGACGCGUUCAGAAUCUACAACUCUGGAGCACCGCCCCCGGAGCCGCCGGCCGUCGCACCCGCUAGCCCAGGAAACAACCCCAACGUAAUGUCAAGCUCUCCGCCGCCCCAUGAUCCCAAUUACAACGCCUUGACUGCUGAUAUCCCCUCGUCCCCUGCCGGGGUCGAGCGAAGAUCCCUGCCUAAAACUAAACGUCUCUUCCUCCACAAGAGGCCAAGAAGACAUUUUUAAAGUGCUCUCUCCUAGAAUUUCAACCACCACUAGGGGUCUGGU
Molecule: messenger RNA, 1339 nt
Organism: Puccinia graminis f. sp. tritici CRL 75-36-700-3
Lineage: Eukaryota; Fungi; Basidiomycota; Pucciniomycetes; Pucciniales; Pucciniaceae
Exons: 3
Coding region: 128-1297 (389 amino acids)
Source: RefSeq, a predicted model, not a curated record